Molecule: messenger RNA, 1476 nt
Organism: Megalops cyprinoides (Indo-Pacific tarpon)
Lineage: Eukaryota; Metazoa; Chordata; Actinopteri; Elopiformes; Megalopidae
Gene: lrrc20
Product: leucine rich repeat containing 20
Exons: 5
Coding region: 749-1273 (174 amino acids)
Molecular function (GO): protein binding
Source: RefSeq, a predicted model, not a curated record
GAGUAACUGUUGCACUUCCUGGAGCGGUUGCAAAUAAAGUGCUUGUAGGAGUGGUGCACGAAUCGUGAAGCAGGCGACUUGUGUCGUUCAACUGCACCGUCCUGAGCGAAAUGACUCGGCUUUUACGGUGCUGACGGUCGGUAUCGGCGGUAUAGCUAACUUAGACUACCAAUUUCUAUCAAGUAUUGGUACAGACCUACCUUCCGCAAAGAAGUACCGGACAGACAAACAAGGAAAUGAAGUCAAACGAACACGUGCUGUAGUUGCCAAGCUACACGCAUAUCACCUAUCUGGCUAACAGUUAGCGUCCCACUUUCUCCAAUCACGCUAGCUAGCUAACGUCACAGAUUUUCUCGCGAACCAACACACUUUUACAUGCAAAUAAUCACAAGGCAUUGAUGCUACUGGCUAACAACCUAGCUAGCUCAAAUCAACUGCCUCACAAAACACGUUUGAAUUAUCUAGCUAGCUAGCUAGCUAGCUGCCAAACACCAUGCUGUGAACACCAGCCAGUUUAGUCUAGCUACGUAGCAGGCAGGUUACAGACACACAGCUGUUUGUGCUAAAAAUACACAUAUCGCCAAAAUUAUCGCCAGGGAUUUGCCCAUCUUGGAGUGACAGGACAGCUACAUUACCUGCAACGAAGAUAAAAUACUGUGGUAACAUUACUGCUAGUGGUCGGAGAAACCUUAGCUAGCGCUAUACAUACACGGAGACAAUUGCAGUGGGCUUGAAAAUACCUGACAAGAUGGGGGAAGCUGUAGCUAAUGUUGCCAGGAGGAUUAAUGCAACUGUUGAGGAGCAAAGAGACACACUGGACCUGUCAGACUGCAAACUAAUUAGUUUCCCAGAAGGGGUUUUCAAAGUCCUAAGGAGUGUGAAAGAGAACAUCCAAGUAAUCACACUGGCAAACAAUGAAAUGAAAGCACUCACGAGCAAAUUUUUCACCACCUUCACUCAGCUGAGAGAUCUCGACUUGGAAGGCAAUGCCCUCAGCAAGUUACCAGAUGUGGCAGGAGGAAUGGAACAUUUGAGAAGUAUCAAUUUGGCCAGAAACCAAUUUUCCAUUUUCCCAGAGAGUCUUACUGAAAUCCGCACUCUUGAGAAGAUCAAUCUGGAAGGAAAUAAGAUCACUGAGGUGCCAGUGGAGAAGCUUUCAUCAAUGCCAGCUCUUUUGUCUGUUAACAUGAAGUCCAAUCCUUUGGACAAAGACUUGGUAGCUUCCAUCCCAUCCUCUGUCAAAUUUGAACUUCUAACUUCUAAUGAAGACUAAGAAUGCCUUGUGGUAUAAAUUAUGCAAGUUGUAUGAGCUGUACAAACCAGUGACUUCAUUUUCAAUCUGACUUUGGUAAAUUUUUAAUUAAAUAUUAUUUAUUUUAGAAUGGAGUCUUCCAAGGUUUUGAGCUUUCAUUUUCCCUCCAUCACACAUGGGCAUUGGCCUAAUUUUAAUUCAUUCAACUGUCACACACAUUUUGA